AAAAAAAUAUAUAUAUAUAUAUAUAUAUAUAUUAUCUAAGAGAUGAAGGGAAAUUUGGAAGAAUAUAAUCAUAAUCAUAAUCAUAAAACCCUAUCACAUUUGAGAAUUCAUUUAAUUCUCCUAAUAUAUUGUUGUUUAAAUGUUCAAUUAACAACAAGUAAUUAUUAUUAUCAUCAGAUGAGAAAAUGUUGUUUGUCAGAACAACUUUUGUCCAACAGAACGAGAAUCGAUUGUAUCACAGAAUACAAUUCGAAUAUUGAAUUGUAUAGUUAUUCAGAUAUGAAAAAUAUACAAAAUUACGUCAUACCUAAAUGUGAUAAUUUCAAUGAAACAACCGUGAUAUAUUUGGAUGGUAUUAAAUCGGAUGAUUUAAAUAAAAGUCACGCAUGUUUGGAUAUUGUUCAACGUGAAACUAUACCAAAGGAAUUACCCAUAUUAGUUUAUUGUCAUUUAAAUAAAAAUAAUACUAACAAAAUAGCUAAUGAAUUAUCAUCAUUAAUUACAACGAUAAGAAGAUGUUGUCCUAAAUAUAUGAUUUAUGAUCCAAAUAAUAAAUCAUGCGUACCAUUCAAUUAUUCGGUAUACGAAUUUCAAUUAUCAUUGAUAAAUAAUAACAAUAAUAAUAAUAAUAGUAGUUUUAAUAAUGAUAACAUGAUAGAUUAUUUUGAGGAUACAUUUAUGUCAUUAUUACCAAUCGUCAAACCAAAGGAUUUUUUAUUGGCUGUUACGAGAGGACCACCAAUUUGCAAAAAUGUUAUAUUUGAUUUGAAUAUAACCUCAAACGAUCUCAUAUACGAAGAUGGACUCUUCAAAAUGAGCUAUGACUGUAUUCUUACAACUGAUACAACUGCGACUGUUACAACUGAUGUCUAACUACGGCUACGAUUAUGACUACUGUGACUACUGCUCUACUUCUAYGACUGAGACUGCUUACUUCUUAUUCCUUUCCACGUAUUUUAUAUCAGAAAUGACCUACACCCCUUUUGAGAGAGAAAGAGCUUACGAAUCUUAUUGACCAAUAGCAUAAGRAUCCACCCCAUAGUYCACCGACGGGUACAGUCUAUGGUUUUCGGUAGUGGGAACUAUGCAUAAAGAAACUUAAUCUAGCACAUCGUAAUGUUACCCUUUUUAUGGUAUAUCGCAUAUGUUUACAUAGGAAUCUGAAAUUCUUCAAAGGGUCCCAACACUGCACAAAGUGUUUUUAUUGCACCAAUAUAUCCCGAUAAUCCUAAGGUUUGUUUAUGGUUUUAUGGCCUUCCUAAUCUUYUCUUUUAGUCUCURAAUAGAGUUAUUCCUUUCCAAAAAAUAAGAUAUAAAGAAAAGGACUGAAUACUAGUUGUUCGUCUACAUYUGCUACACUUAAAACUCUCCUACAUACAUUAUAUUGAUUACACUCAAAUWAAUGAUAACCUUUGUAAUAAGUAAAUAAUGUAGGAACGUUUUCUAUAUUAUAUAUUAACUAUYAUAAUAGAAUACCAUAAAAAUAGUAACCAUGUUAUUUGAUACAUUAAAAUAUUCUUUUAUAUUAUAAUAUAGAACUUAUGAAGUGAAAACUUCUUUAGGCGAGGCUCUUUUCCGUUUCCGUUUACGAGGCUCGUUUACGAGGCUUGUGUUCACGAUAAUAUUAUAAUUGAAUAUUAUUAUAAUACAAAUAUUUGGUAUGUACAAUAGGGUGGGUCGAAAAAAUCAAYUAUUUCUUUU
Polistes dominula (European paper wasp) is the source of this 1701-nucleotide messenger RNA. RefSeq names its product G protein-coupled receptor Mth2. Lineage: Eukaryota; Metazoa; Arthropoda; Insecta; Hymenoptera; Vespidae. Gene Ontology annotation, molecular function: G protein-coupled peptide receptor activity. Gene Ontology annotation, biological process: cell surface receptor signaling pathway; G protein-coupled receptor signaling pathway. The record is from RefSeq and is a predicted model, not a curated record. Gene Ontology annotation, cellular component: plasma membrane.